AUGGUUUCUGCUAUUUCCAAAACCAUCAAAUACACCGCAGGUAAGGACAAGCUGCUCACAGUAGCAGCUGGAUGUUUCUGGGGUACCGAACACAUUUACAGGAAGUAUUAUGGUGACAAAAUCGUUGAUUGUAAAGUUGGAUAUGCCAAUGGGGAUGAAAACGCCAAAGAUGGGAACUCUGUUUCUUACAAAAGGGUUUGCAGUGGUGACACCAACUUUGCAGAAGUGCUUCAGAUUUCGUUUGACCCGAAAACCGUGAGUCUCAAGGAACUGGUGGACUUUUUCUUCCGGAUCCACGAUCCAACAACGCUCAACUCGCAAGGUCCCGAUAUGGGCACUCAGUACCGUAGCGCAAUCUUCACACAUUCAGAAGCUGAUCUGGUAGAAUGCAAGAAACUAAAGGGUCAAUGGCAACCCAAAUGGAAAAACAAAAUCGUGACUGAGGUCGCACCCUGCAUCAACUUUUACGACGCAGAAGAGUAUCACCAAUUGUAUUUGGACCACAAUCCAUCCGGAUACGCAUGUCCGACUCAUUACGUCAGAGAUUUGUAG
Molecule: messenger RNA, 552 nt
Organism: Lachancea mirantina
Lineage: Eukaryota; Fungi; Ascomycota; Saccharomycetes; Saccharomycetales; Saccharomycetaceae
Source: the annotation of a GenBank genome assembly